This is a messenger RNA of Calidris pugnax (ruff), 1537 nucleotides long. It is a transcript of the gene BDNF, whose product is annotated as brain-derived neurotrophic factor. Gene Ontology annotation, molecular function: nerve growth factor receptor binding; growth factor activity. The coding region runs from base 578 to 1318 and encodes 246 amino acids. Lineage: Eukaryota; Metazoa; Chordata; Aves; Charadriiformes; Scolopacidae. The record is from RefSeq and is a predicted model, not a curated record. Gene Ontology annotation, biological process: nerve growth factor signaling pathway; nerve development; neuron projection morphogenesis. The transcript has 2 exons.
UAUGAUAGAUUGUCUUUCCAUGUUCGAGUCUUAAGAGUAAUAGUUUCCCACAGCAUAUUUGCAGGAGAUGAAGUAAGGCUUUUUACAUAGCACCCUGUUGGCAAACAGAAAUAGCAUUUACUCCAAUGAGCGCUGCCAAGUAUGAGGUACUUCCGAAUGAACUUCAAAAGCUCUGAAACAAGCAUUAGCUGCUGCUUCAAAAAUGUGAACAAUGCCAUUGCUUUCUAGCAAGCAGAACUGGUGAGAGCGGGGAUCGGAAGGAGGAAAAAUAACAACUGGAUGUGAUGGAUGUUAUAGUAGCACUUGGGAUCAGACAGAAAGCAUAACUCUCUGUCACAGGCGGAUUUUGGGGGGGGUGUGUAUAAUAGUACCUAAAGGUGUUCUCUGCACUUGAGGAGGAAAGAGUUUCCAACCUGAGGAACAUAGUCUAUGGAGACUCAGCAAAGUGCUUGGGAAGGAGCAGUCAUACAAGCCCAAGCUGUUGGGAGUGCUGAUAGGAGUGAGUUGUGCUGAUUCCAAGCCUGGUGAGGAGUUUUCUUACCAGCACCCUUUCCAGUUCCACCAAGUGAGAAGAGUGAUGACCAUCCUUUUCCUUACUAUGGUUAUCUCAUACUUCAGUUGCAUGAAAGCUGCCCCGAUGAAAGAAGCUAGUGUAAGAGGACAAGGCAGCUUGGCUUACCCAGGUCUUCGGACCCAUGGGACUCUUGAGAGCCUAAACGGGCCCAACGCUGGUUCAAGAGGACUGACGUCGCUGGCGGACACUUUUGAACAUGUCAUAGAGGAGCUCCUAGAUGAGGACCAGGACAUCCAGCCCAGCGAGGAAAACAAGGAUGCAGACUUGUACACAUCCCGAGUCAUGCUAAGCAGUCAAGUGCCUUUGGAACCCCCGCUGCUCUUUCUCCUCGAGGAGUACAAAAACUACUUGGAUGCUGCAAACAUGUCCAUGAGGGUCCGGCGCCACUCCGACCCAGCUCGCCGCGGGGAACUGAGCGUGUGUGACAGCACGAGCGAGUGGGUGACGGCGGCAGAGAAAAAGACUGCAGUGGACAUGUCCGGGGCGACUGUAACAGUCCUGGAAAAAGUCCCGGUACCCAAAGGCCAACUGAAGCAAUACUUCUACGAGACCAAAUGCAACCCCAAGGGGUACACAAAGGAGGGCUGCAGGGGCAUAGACAAGAGGCACUGGAACUCCCAGUGCCGAACUACCCAGUCUUACGUGAGAGCUCUCACCAUGGAUAAUAAAAAGAGAGUUGGCUGGCGCUUUAUAAGAAUAGACACUUCCUGUGUAUGUACAUUAACCAUUAAAAGGGGAAGAUAGUGGAUUCGUGUUGUAUAGAUUAUAUUGAGACAAAAUUAUCUAUUUGUAUAUAUACAUAACAGGGUAAAUUAUUCAGUAAAAAAUUAAUUUUAUGGACUGCAUGUAUAACUGAAGUUUAUACAGUACAGUGGUUCCACAAUCUAUUUAUUGAACAUAUCCAUGACCUGAAGGGGAACAAAAGUCAUUUGCGCACAAGUUUAAAAAAAAGAAAAAAAAAAA